Messenger RNA from Marmota flaviventris (yellow-bellied marmot), 4626 nucleotides. It is a transcript of the gene Crb1, whose product is annotated as crumbs cell polarity complex component 1. The record is from RefSeq and is a predicted model, not a curated record. Gene Ontology annotation, biological process: establishment or maintenance of epithelial cell apical/basal polarity; Notch signaling pathway; heterophilic cell-cell adhesion. NCBI's taxonomy places the organism in Eukaryota, Metazoa, Chordata, Mammalia, Rodentia, Sciuridae. Gene Ontology annotation, cellular component: plasma membrane; protein-containing complex. Gene Ontology annotation, molecular function: Notch binding; calcium ion binding.
UCUGCAAAGGAGCUGUGUAAGAGGGGUGGGACGGAGAUGGCACCCAGGAUCUCUGGGGCACUUGCUCCUUUCUGAGCCAGACAAGGGUCAGGAGCUGGACUGGGACCAGAACACCAGCAAGGCGUCAGAGAAUGUUCUCUAAAUAAAACCAUGGCUCUUAAGAAAACUAACCACCUUCUCAUCUUCUACCUCAGUUUCUCACUGUUCAUCUACAUAAAGAAUUCUUUUUGCAAUAAAAACAACACCAGGUGCCUGUCAAAUUCUUGCCAAAACAAUUCUGCAUGCAAAGGUUUUUCACAAGACAGCAAUUGCCAUUGUUCAGACAUAACCAAUAAUUUGGACAAAGACUGUGACAAUAUGAGAGAUCCUUGUUUCUCCAGUCCCUGUCAAGGAAGUGCCACUUGUGUGAACACCCCAGGAAAAAGGAGCUUUCAGUGCCAAUGUCCUCCUGGGUAUAGUGGGAUCACCUGUGAAAUUACCACUGGUUCCUGUGGUAUGAACUCCUGCCAACAUGGUGGUAUUUGCCACCAAGACCCUGUCGACCCUGUCUGCAUCUGCCCUGCUGGAUACACUGGAAGAUUCUGUGAAAUAGAUCACAAUGAUUGUGCUUCCAGCCCUUGCCACAAUGGGGCUGUGUGCCAGGAUGGCAUCAAUGGCUAUUCCUGCUUUUGUGUCCCAGGAUAUCAAGGAAGGCACUGUGACUUGGAAGUGAAUGAAUGUGUUUCAGAUCCCUGCAAGAAUGGGGCUACAUGUCUCAAUGAGAUAGGAAGAUACACUUGUAUCUGUCCUCAAUAUUAUUCUGGUGUGAACUGUGAAUUGGAAAUUGAUGAAUGUUGGUCCCAGCCCUGUCUAAAUGGUGCAACUUGUCAGGAUGCUCUGGGAGCAUAUUUCUGUGACUGUGCCCCUGGGUUUCUAGGGGACCACUGUGAGCUCAACUUUGAUGAGUGUGCGAGUCAGCCGUGUCUCCAUGGAGGGCUGUGCAUGGAUGGAGGAAACAGAUAUAGCUGUAACUGCACAGGUAGUGGAUUCACAGGGACACAUUGUGAGACCUUGAUGCCUCUUUGUUGGUCAAAACCUUGUCACCAUAAUGCUACCUGUGAGGACAGUGUUGACAAUUACAUUUGUCACUGCUGGCCUGGAUACACAGGUGCCCAGUGUGAGAUGGACAUCAACGAAUGCGAGAGUAACCCCUGCCAGUCCGAUGGGGAAUGCAUAGAGCUGUCCUCAGAGAAACAAUAUGGUCGUAUUGCUGGGCUGCCUUCUUCAUUCAGCUACCUUGAAGCCUCGGGCUACGUUUGUAUCUGUCAGCCUGGAUUCACAGGAAUUCAUUGUGAAGAAGACAUCGAUGAAUGUUCAUCAAACCCUUGCCAAAAUGGUGGUACUUGUGAGAACUUGCCUGGGAAUUAUACUUGCCAUUGCCCAUUUGACAACAUUUCUGGAACAUUUUAUGGAGGAGAGAACUGUUCUGACAUUCUUCUGGGCUGCACCCAUCACCAAUGUCUAAACAAUGGAGUAUGCAUACCUCACUUCCAAAAUGACCAACAUGGAUUCAGCUGCCUAUGUCCACCUGGAUAUACUGGAUCAUUGUGUGAAACUGUCACCACACUUUCAUUUGAGGGCAAUGGCUUUCUAUGGGUCACAAGUAGCCCACAUACAACCAAGGACUCAGUUUGUAACAUAGCCUUCAGGUUUCAGACUGUUCAGCCAACAGCACUUCUACUUUUCCAAGGGAACAGGGACACAUUUGUAAAGAUGGAGUUGCUAAGUGGCUACAUUCACUUAUCAAUUCAAGUUCAUAAUCAGUCAAAAGUGCUUCUGUACAUUUCCCACAACACCAGCGAUGGAGAGUGGCAUUCAGUGGAGGUAAUAUUUGCAGAGACCGUGACCCUUACCUUAGCCAGCAGCUCUUGUACAGAGAAAUGCAUCGCUAAAGCUCCUUCUCCAUUUGAAAGGACUCAAUCAAUAUGUGCUUUUCAAAACUCUUUUUUGGGUGGUUUACCUGUGGGAUCAGCCAGCAAUGCAGUCACUCUGCUUAACAUCUAUAAUAUCCCAUCCACACCUUCGUUUGUAGGCUGUCUCCAAGACAUUAAAUUUGAUUUGAAUCCCAUUACCUGGGAGAACAUUUCAUCUGGCUUGUCAUUAAAUGUCAAGGCAGGCUGCAUGAGGAAGGAUUGGUGUGAGAGUCAACCUUGUCAGAAUAGAGGACGCUGCAUCAACUUGUGGCUCAGCUACCAGUGUGACUGCUACAGGCCCUAUGAAGGUCCCAACUGUCUGAGAGAGUAUGUGGCAGGCAGAUUUGGCCAGGAUGACUCCACUGGAUAUGCUGUCUUUAAUCUUGACAGGAGUUAUGGACAGAACUUCAGCCUCUCCAUGUUUGUCCGAACAAAUCGACCGUCAGGCUUACUUCUAACUUUGAAAAACAGCACUUACCAGUAUAUUCGUGUCUGGCUAGAGCAUGGAAGAUUAGCACUGCUGACUCCAAGCUCUCCUAAAUUCACAGUAGAAUUUGUUCUUAGUGAUGGAAAUGUCCACUUAGUGACUUUGAAAAUCAAGCCAAAUAAAAUUGAAUUGUAUCAAUCUUCACAAAACCUUGGAUUUAUUUCUGCUCCCACAUGGAAAAUCCAGAGAGGAGAUGUCAUCUACAUUGGUGGCCUGCCUGACAAGAAAGAGACUCAAAUUUAUGGUGGCUUCUUCAAAGGCUGUAUCCAAGAUGUAAGAUUAAAUAACCAAAAUCUGGAAUUCUUUCCAAAUUCCACAAACAGUCCAUCCCACAGUCCAAUUCUUGUCAAUGUGACUCAAGGCUGUCUGGGAGACAACAUCUGCAAGACCAAUCCCUGUCACAACGGAGGCAUUUGUUAUUCCCUGUGGGAUGACUUCUCCUGCUCCUGCCCUGCAAAUACAGCUGGGAAAGCCUGUGAAGAAGUUCGGUGGUGUGAACUCAGCCCCUGCCCUCCCAGUGCCCAGUGCCGGUUGGUGCCCAAAGGAUUCGAAUGUAUUGCAAAUGCUGUUUUUAACGGACAAAGCAGUGAAAUAUUGUUCAGAAGUAAUGGGAACAUUACCAGAGAACUCACCAAUAUCACAUUUGGAUUCAGAACAAAAGAUGCAAAUGUGAUAAUAUUGCACGCAGAAAAAGAGCCUGAGUUUCUUAAUAUUAGCAUUCAAGAGUCCAGAUUAUUCUUUCAAUUGCGAAGUGGCAACAGCUUUUAUGUGCUGCAUCUUACAAGUCUGCAGUCAGUGAAUGAUGGCACAUGGCACCAAGUGGCUCUUUCCAUGAUAGACCCACUGGCCCAGGCCUCCAGGUGGCAAAUGGAAGUGGACCAUCAAACACCUUUCGUGACCAGUGCAAUCGCUACUGGAAACCUUAACUUUUUGAAGGACAAUACAGACAUUUAUGUGGGUGACAGAGCUCUUAACAAUAGGAAGGGCCUGCAAGGGUGUCUAAGUACAAUAGAAAUAGGAGGCAUUUAUCUCUCUUACUUUGAAAAUACUCAUGGUUUCACUAAUAAACCUCAGGAAGAGCAGUUUCUUAAAAUCUCUACAAAUUCAGUGGCUACUGGCUGUUUACAAUUAAAUGUCUGCAACUCCAACCCCUGUUUGCAUGGAGGAAAUUGUGAAGACAUCUAUAGCUCUUAUCACUGUUCCUGUCCCUUGGGAUGGUCAGGGACACACUGUGAACUCAACAUUGAUGAAUGCUUUUCAGACCCCUGUAUCCAUGGCAACUGCUCUGACAGAGUCGCAGCCUACCACUGCAGGUGUGAGCCUGGAUACACUGGUGUGAACUGUGAAAUGGAGAUAGACAAUUGCCAGAAUCACCAAUGUGCAAAUGGGGCCACCUGCAUUAGUGAGACUAAUGGCUAUUCUUGCCUCUGUUUUGGAAAUUUUACGGGAAAAUUUUGCAGAUACAGAAGAUUACCCUCAACAGUCUGUGGGAAUGAACAGACAAAUCUCACUUGCUACAAUGGAGGCAACUGCACAGAGUUUCAGACUGAAUUAAAAUGUAUGUGCCGGCCAGGUUUUACCGGAGAACGGUGUGAAAAGGACAUUGAUGAGUGCGCCUCCAAUCCCUGCUUCAACGGAGGCCUGUGCCAGGACCUACUCGACAAAUUCCAGUGCCUCUGCGAUGUCGCCUUCGCUGGGGAGCGCUGCGAGCUGGACUUGGCAGAUGACUUGAUCUCAGACAUUUUCACUGCCAUUGGCUCCGUGACGUUAGCCCUAUUAUUCAUCCUCUUGCUGGCUGUUGCUGCUUCUAUUAUUGCCUCCAAAAAAAGGGCAACUCAGGGAACCUACAGCCCCUGCCGCCAAGAGAAGGAAGGCUCUCGAGUGGAAAUGUGGAGCAUGAGGCAGCCCCCCACGUUGGAGAGGUUGAUUUAGAAGCAUGGUGCCCCUUUGAGAAAAGGGUCGGCUCACGGUGAACUGAUGAUUGGACUUGAGUGAUUUUUUGGACAUACCUGGAGACACUAAUUCAACUUGGAUUGCACUGGAACUGUGAGAAGGAUAAUUUUGAUCUCCUUAAAGAUUUUCAUAGUGGUUUGACUUGACACCAUUGUUUUUUUUUAUAUUAACCAAUUAUUAAACUAUGUCUGCACCAUUAAUUUCAGCCACAUGUAUAGCAAAAACAUCUUCCAG